Messenger RNA from Eubalaena glacialis (North Atlantic right whale), 2978 nucleotides. RefSeq names its product TOX high mobility group box family member 3 (gene TOX3). Gene Ontology annotation, biological process: regulation of transcription by RNA polymerase II. Bases 240 to 1955 code for a protein of 571 amino acids. The record is from RefSeq and is a predicted model, not a curated record. The transcript has 7 exons. Gene Ontology annotation, molecular function: chromatin DNA binding. NCBI's taxonomy places the organism in Eukaryota, Metazoa, Chordata, Mammalia, Artiodactyla, Balaenidae. Gene Ontology annotation, cellular component: nucleus.
CCCCGGGCCGCCUCCCGCUCUCCCGCGGCUCGCGUGGCCGCGCCUUUGUGUGCGGCGGCCGCGGCUCCCGGGCUCCUCUGGCUCCUGGUCGCGGCGCCCCUCCGGCCCAAGUCCCGCGCGCCGCCCCCCGGACAACCCCGGCCGGGCGCCCCCGACGGUGGAUCUAGUGGCUUCGAGGAGGCGGGCACCGGUCCCGGCGAGCCCCAGUCCCGGCCCCCGGCCCCGGGCCCGGCUCCGGCAUGGAUGUGAGAUUCUACCCCGCGGCGGCCGGGGACCCCGCCGGCCUGGACUUCGCGCAGUGCCUGGGGUACUACGGCUACAGCAAGUUUGGAAAUAACAAUAACUACAUGAAUAUGGCUGAAGCAAACAACGCUUUCUUUGCAGCCAGCGAGCAGACGUUCCAUACACCAAGCCUCGGGGAUGAGGAGUUUGAAAUACCCCCGAUCACGCCGCCUCCAGAGUCGGACCCCGCUCUGGGCAUGCCUGAUGUACUUCUACCUUUUCAAGGCCUCAGCGAUCCGUUGCCUUCCCAGGGAAGUGAAUUCACGCCCCAGUUUCCCCCUCAAAGCCUGGAUCUUCCUUCCAUUACAAUCUCAAGAAAUCUCGUGGAACAAGAUGGCGUGCUUCAUAGCAGUGGGUUGCAUAUGGAUCAGAGCCACACACAAGUUUCACAAUACCGUCAGGAUCCCUCCCUGAUCAUGAGGUCCAUCGUCCACAUGACGGAUGCUGCUCGCUCUGGGAUCAUGCCUCCUGCCCAGCUCACCACCAUCAACCAGUCUCAGCUCAGCACCCAGUUGGGGUUGAAUUUGGGAGGUGCCAGUGUGCCCCACACGUCUCCUUCACCUCCAGCGAGCAAAUCGGCGACUCCCUCCCCUUCUAGCUCCAUCAAUGAAGAGGAUGCUGAUGAAUCCAACAGAGCCAUUGGAGAGAAAAGAGCUGCUCCAGAUUCUGGCAAGAAGCCCAAGACUCCAAAGAAAAAGAAAAAGAAAGAUCCCAAUGAGCCACAGAAGCCAGUGUCAGCAUAUGCCCUGUUUUUCAGAGACACACAGGCUGCAAUUAAAGGUCAAAACCCUAACGCAACCUUUGGAGAGGUCUCAAAAAUCGUAGCAUCUAUGUGGGACAGCCUUGGAGAAGAACAAAAGCAGGUCUAUAAAAGGAAAACGGAAGCCGCCAAAAAAGAAUACCUGAAAGCCCUGGCUGCAUAUAGGGCCAGCCUCGUUUCUAAGGCUGCUGCCGAAUCAGCAGAAGCCCAGACCAUUCGUUCUGUUCAGCAGACCCUGGCGUCCACCAAUUUGACCUCCUCCCUCCUUCUCAACCCUCCGCUGUCUCAGCACGGAACAGUGUCGGCCUCCCCUCAGACUCUCCAACAAUCGCUCCCUAGGUCAAUCGCUCCCAAACCCUUAACCAUGAGACUCCCCAUGAACCAGAUCGUCACUUCGGUCACCAUCGCAGCCAACAUGCCAUCGAACAUUGGGGCUCCGCUGAUCAGCUCCAUGGUGGGCUCAGCGUCCUCCACCCAAGUGAGCCCUUCAGUGCAGACCCAGCAGCAUCAGAUGCAGCUGCAGCAGCAGCAGCAGCAGCAGCAACAACAGAUGCAACAGAUGCAGCAGCAGCAGCUCCAGCAGCACCAGAUGCAUCAGCAGAUCCAGCAGCAGAUGCAGCAGCAGCAUUUUCAGCACCACAUGCAGCAGCACCUGCAGCAGCAGCAGCACCUCCAGCAGCAAAUCAACCAACAGCAGCUGCAGCAGCAGCUGCAGCAGCAUCUCCAGCUGCAGCAGCUGCAGCACAUGCAGCAUCAAUCCCAGCCUUCUCCUCGGCAGCACUCCCCUGUCACCUCCCAGAUUACAUCCCCCAUCCCCGCCAUCGGGAGCCCCCAGCCAGCCUCUCAGCAGCACCAGUCACAGAUACAGUCUCAGACACAGACUCAAGUAUUAUCGCAGGUCAGUAUUUUCUGAAGACGCACGUGGCAGGCGGAUUUGCGCAUCUGGAGGAGAGUGGCGUCCGAGAGUAAACCAUGUGUGGCUGCAACUCGUGAGUCGGUGUUGGUUAUGCAGAAAUGUGUAAAAGAUCACGCGGUCCUCUCAAGUGUCUAUUAGAUAGGCAAUAAGAACUACAGUGUAGCUGAAAAUCAUCUUCUAGCUGACUCUAAACCACUUUGUUUUUAAACAAGAAAAGCUGUGCUCUUUUAUGUGAUGCCUUUUUUUAUUUAUUCAGGCUCUACCUACAAUAUGUGAAUCAAACCGUUUAAUGAAUCCUGGGACAUACUGAUGAUUAUAAUAAACUGGCCUCUCUGAGUCAUAGCAAAUGGCCUUAUUUCUCCCGAAGUGAAGAAACCACACUUCAAGGCGAUUGGAACUUCCGAAGCCCUAAAAAUAAAAAGCACAGUCGUAACUACCUGAAAUACGAAAAUCCAGUUUCAUACAAACAUUUGUAUGACGUCAAUCGUUGAUGGCAUUUUUUUGUCAUGAAAAAAAUAACGUAAAUCACAGACUUUUGCCAAAGCUCUUAUUUUUUUCCUUAAAUCUCUCCAGAAAAAAAAAAAAAUGCAAGUGAUUAGUUUCAAUUAUUGACUCCUUUUCACUUUUUACCCAUGACUUCUCCAAAUCAAGCCACAGUAUAUGUUGUAACAAUAUCUAUGACCACUGUUAGCCCAUUAUAUUCAUUCCAAUUAGAAGAAAAGAAUGUGAAUAUUAUAUUCUGUGUUUUGAGUGACAAGUUUCGAAAAUGAAAAACACUGUAUUUUUAAAAGGGAAAUGCACUUAAAUGGAGACAGUUAUUACAAAAGUUAAGAUUUAAAAAAAAAAAGAGCAAGAGUUUUUAUUAUGAUGUAAUACCGGUAGAAUAUUUAAAAGGCGCACCGCAUCUGAAUAAUCAAUGUAAAUAUUUUCUUUCAAAGUUGUAAGUUUUCAUAUCAUGUGUUGUAAAGUUUUCAUAAACGAGGCUUUAACGUAAACACUGGUGACAUAAACCAUUCAUUG